Paramisgurnus dabryanus is the source of this 2449-nucleotide messenger RNA. Lineage: Eukaryota; Metazoa; Chordata; Actinopteri; Cypriniformes; Cobitidae. The record is from RefSeq and is a predicted model, not a curated record.
GAAGAACAUCACAACACCGGCCUGAGGCGGUUGGCGGUGCGGGAUUUCAGCUGGAUAUAUUUCGGUUUUGUAACGGUUUUGUUUGCUUUGUACAGCUAAAAAAUAUAACGAUGAAAGCUUGCUGUGUACUUGGCUGCUAUAGUCGCAUUUAUGACAGGCAUGGAAACCGAAUUUCAAAGGAAGUGCGAUUUUUCACCUUUCCAACUUGGAAAAAGCACUUUGGACCUCAGAUCUCCGACAUAACAAAACGGCGUCGCAUGGCAUGGGUUGCAGCAGUAAGACGGAAAAGCAUCACCUUCAACAACGUUUCCCGAAACUCGGUUGUUUGUUCACGGCAUUUUCACAAAGGGAAACCAGCCUAUGAAAUGAUAGAGUGUGAUCCCGACUGGGCACCAUCAUUACAUCUCGGACACACAGAAGUUAAAGCAACGAACUGUGGGCGGUUUGAACGGAGUCUUAGGAGACAGCGCGCUCUUGCAGGGAAAAACAGAGCACCUAACGUUACUCCACCGGAUCAAGCUGUAUACAAUGAGAAAACUAAGAAGGUGAUGCAGCAGGACGUAGAAAAGGAGCAAUCACGACAAGAUGACAUUGUACAAAAUCCUGAUAACCACAGUACACAAGAAUGUGAUCUCUGCAAGUGCAGGCAAGAUGAAAUUAACCAUCUACUCGAAGAAAACAGGCAGCUGAAGCAUGAACUUGAUAAAUCCAAAAUCACAGAGGAGUUUUUUAAGUAUGAUGAUGUUAAAGUAAAAUAUUACACUGGACUUCCAAGCUAUGCCAUUUUUCAGGUUGUUUUGUCCGAUGUAACACAGUUUUUGCCUGGAAAGUUUAAAAGAAAGUUGACAUGUUUUCAGAUGCUCCUUCUUACAUUAAUGCGUCUGAGAUUGGAUUUGCCAAUCCAGCACAUCGCUCAUCUUUUCAAUGUGGACCGAUCAACUGUUAGUACUGCAUUUAAGCAAACGGUGAGUGUUUUGUACUCCCGCUUGUCUCCACUGGUGCACUGGCCAGACAGAGAGAGUUUGCAAGUCAGUAUGCCGCAUCAGUUCGUGGAGAUAUUUGGAAAUCAUUUUGCUGCCAUUGUGGACUGCUUUGAAGUUUCUAUAGAAAGACCAUCAAGUCUUCAAGCAAGGGCACAAACAUCAUCAAACUUCAUCAAAGAUGGUCUCACACUGAAGUACCUCAUAUGCAUUACUCCACAAGGAGUCAUUUCUUUCAUCUCUAAAGGGUUUGGUGGGUGCACUAGUGACAAACAAAUAACUGAGAACUGUGGUUUUCUAGAUAAACUACUGCCAGGGGACAUAGUGUUAGCGGAUAGAGGGUUUGACAUUAAAGAGAGUGUGGGAUUGAUGUGUGCUGAAGUGAAAAUACCAGCAUUUACAAAGGGGCAACGUCAGCUGGAAGCAAAGGAUGUGGAGGACAUGACAAGCAUUGCACACCUCAGAAUUCACCUGGAGAGAGUCAUCGGUGUUGUACGCAACAAAUACAAAAUCCUUUCUUCAACUUUUCCUAUCAGUAUGGUGCUGCCAUGUGAGCGUGAGAAUGUAACAUUUUUAGACAAAAUAGUUACAGUUUGCUGUGCUCUGGUAAACAUGUGUCCAAGUGUUGUACAAUGAUUACUUGAAACAUUAAAGAAAAACACCAUCAUUUUUCUUCUUACCUCCACUUAGACAAAUGAAUACAAACUUAUCUUUUUUCAAUGCAUGCACUUAAUUUUUGUACAGCACGUCAUGACUUUGUUAGCAUUUAUCCUAUCUCCAUUCCUUAGGAUCCAAACGGGGAUGAAUUUAGAAGCCACCAAACACAGGUUACAAUUGUAAUCAAAAGUAGUAAAUAACUUUGAACUCAUGCUAAUCCCUGUCUGGGAAACCACUGCUUAAAGUUUACGUUCAAAAAUGGUUAACUCGCAGACUUUAUGCCAUUCCCAAUGUACAUAACUUUUUUCAAUAAAACACAAAUGACGAUUUUUAAGUAAAAGAGUACUUAACACUGAAGUAAAUACAAAUUUUGCGACCGACUGCACAGUAUAUUUGAGGUCCUCACAGUAGUGUUGUAUCAUGUUCAGUAUAUCAGCAGAUUGGCCACCUACUUUAUGAACAGCACGUAUGUGUUAAAUUUACCUGUGUAAGUGAUGGUGUAGCUAUCCUCCUGCCACAAGUCUUCAAACCAGGCUUGCUGACAGUCUCAGCAUUCAGAACCAAAGACAUUUUAGCGAGAUCUUGAGUAUGUCCAAUAUGCAGGCUUGUUUGCGAGACUCCUUAUUUCCCUGCAUCAGACAGGGCAACGCCAAUCAAGCCUUGCAUACUCUAUGUAAUUGGAGUGCAUGACCUGCUGAACAGUAUUUAUUUUUCAGGAAUAAAAACAUGACAAUAACCGAGCAUACAACCUCCAGAUCACAUUUGUUGGCCAAUGUGUGUAAGAUUAAGAAAUAGUUUAAUACUGAUAAAAU